GACUUCCUGAGUCGCUCACGGGACGACUGGGUCCGGACACCGGAGCUGCGGGUUUCUGGCGGCGAACUCCCUCUUCCAUCCGCACGCAGGCACAGCGUGCCCCGCAGGUGCCGGGACCCCGAGGCGUGUGCUUAGACAAGACGCGGCCUCAGCGUUUGGGCCCUGGGCUCCCGCCCGCGCCGCAGUCGGCGGAGAACGGCCGGGCUGAGCAGCUGCGAGAAGCAGCCGGAGCCUUCUAGAAAGGCCCUCGGGCCCGGGGACCCGAGGAGGAUGAGCUGGCUCUUCCCGCUGACCAAGAGCGCUUCCUCCUCCGCGGCUGGGUCCCCCGGUGGCCUCACCAGCCUGCAGCAGCAGAAGCAGCGCCUGAUCGAGUCCCUUCGGAGCUCCCACUCCAGUAUAGCUGAAAUACAGAAAGAUGUGGAAUACAGAUUACCAUUCACCGUAAACAACCUGACAAUUAACAUUAAUAUAUUACUUCCUCCUCAGUUUCCUCAGGAGAAACCAGUGAUCAGUGUUUAUCCACCAAUACGACAUCACUUAAUGGAUAAACAAGGAGUGUAUGUUACCUGUCCAUUAGUAAAUAAUUUUACGAUGCACUCAGAUCUUGGAAAAAUUGUUCAGAGUCUGUUAGAUGAAUUUUGGAAGAAUCCUCCAGUUUUGGCUCCUACUUCAACAGCAUUUCCAUACCUGUACAGUAACCCGGGUAGACUGCCUCCUUAUACUUCUCAGGGUUUUCCGUUUCUUCCUCCGUAUCCCCCACAAGAAGCUAACAGGCCUAUCACUUCUGUAUCUGUUGCUGACACUGUUUCUUCAGCCACAAGUUACACCACAGCCAAGCCUGCUGCUCCCUCAUUUGGCAUUCUUGCCAGUCUGCCGCUACCCGUUCCCACGACAGAUGCCUCCACACCGAUAAACCAGAAUGGUUUUGGUUAUAAGAUGCCGGAUGUCCCUGAUGCGUUCCCUGAACUCUCAGAACUAAGUGUGUCACAGCUCACAGACAUGAAUGAGCAAGAGGAGAUAUUACUAGAGCAGUUUCUGACUUUGCCUCAACUACAGCAAGUCAUCACUGACAAGGAUGACCUAGUAAAAAGUAUUGAGGAGCUAGCAAGAAAAAAUCUUCUUUUGGAACCCAGCUUGGAAGUCAAAAGGCAGACUGUUUUAGAUAAGUAUGAAUUACUUACACAAAUGAAAUCUACUUUUGAAAAGAAGAUGCAAAGGCAGCAUGAACUUAGUGAGAGCUGUAGUGCAAGUGCCCUUCAGGCAAGGUUGAAAGUGGCUGCACACGAAGCCGAAGAAGAAUCGGACAAUAUUGCCGAAGACUUCUUGGAGGGAAAAACUGAAAUAGAUGAUUUUCUCAGUAGCUUCAUGGAAAAGAGAACAAUCUGCCACUGUAGAAGAGCCAAGGAGGAGAAACUGCAGCAGGCGAUAGCGACGCACAGCCAGUUCCAGGCUCCGCUCUAGAUUUUCCUGAAAACAUGAACUGCCAGAAGAGGAAUGGGACAAAAGACUAAGCACAUGGUUUUAUAUUUAUGAUUCGCAAGUGGCAUUUCAUCACAGUGGGUGGAAUUCAUAGACAGACUAUAUAGAUUGUAUAUAGAACCGAGACAGAUUCUGUACAGGUUAGAAUGAUUGCUAUAAUCUUUGCUUUGAAAAUGUUUUCUGCACUCUUUGCACUAAAAGUGUUUAUUUAUUGUUGAUAAAUCCUGUCAUAUUUAAGUUCCUCUGCUGUUCCCCUCUUGUUAGAAAUUAAAUACCUAUGCAUGUAAUUUUAGUAGGUUUCAAUAUUUUAUAAAUUAUUUCAUUUAAAUUCGUAUUUUUUAAUUUGAAACUGCCUCGUUUCUUUAUCAGAAAUGGUUUGUUAUUUAGAUUUUUCCCUUUCAAUCUUUUUUGAAAAAACUAGUAUUUCUCCUCUUUCUUUCUGGAUAAAAUUUUGAAAAGCAGUUUGUUUUUAAAUAUUCAUAGUGUCAGGAAACACCAAACCUGCCAAUGUGCUGUCUAAAAAAAAAAUUAACUUUUAAUAAGUACAAUAAAUCAAAAGGAUAAACCACCUGCUCUUAUAUAUUGUUGUUUUAUUUUUAAAACUAAGUAUGCAUUUAAACAGCAAUGCAAGGGAAUGGAUGUUUUACCUGAUAGGAAGAAAACUGCCUUUCACUUAAACCAGUCCAAUACAAACUCUCACGGUGGUUUUUUUUUUUAAAUCAAUAUCUGCUGGGUUUGUGGUUGGAUAAGGAUAUGCUUUCUGAAUUCAUAAUGUUAAAGUUAAUGAUGGUCUUUUUAUUCAACAGAUAGUAAAUCUAGACACAAGAAGGUCAAUGAAUUUUUCCGACUUUUUACUGUGGGUUAGCUUUUCAUAAGGGAAAAGCUGUAGUAAGUAUUCUUCGGAAAUCCUGAUUUUGAUGAAUGUAAUUGAAUCUUCUCUCUGUCUUGUACUGUGUGCAGAGAUUUACUCCCGUGUCAUGGAAUGACAGCGUUUCAUGGGUAUCCUUAAAUGCUAAUAAAGGGGAGAAUCUUGAACUGUAUUUCUGAGGCGUAGGGAGGUAGUGUCUAAAUCACAAAACCAUCUAAAGUAUAUUUUUGUUUAAAUUUCAUCCCAAUAUGAUUGUCAUUCCAAAUACCAGCAUAUAGUACAGUUUAUCUUUUCUUUUUCCUUCUUUUCUUCCUAUAUGUGUUUUUGGCAUUAGAGCUUUAGGAAAAUCAAGAUUAUUUUCUUACACUUGAAACGUACUCAUUAUUUAUGUUUGGAAGGUCAGGUAUUCACAUGAACAAUAAAGAGACACCGUUAGAUCAAGGCAGUAACUUCUCAUUACUCCCCUGUCUUCUGGCACUGCUAAGGCUCAGUCUUCAGAAUGAGCGCAUGAGGAGGUGUAAUUAUUACUUCUGAUCUGUAGGGGAGAUAACUUGAGGUAGAAGUUAGUGUUUCACACUUGUGGCAGAGUCCUCUGGGUACUGGAAAGCUUUCUUUACUGCACUGGCCAUCAGGGCUUCAGUUUUCCCAACCACCGUCACAGCGGAGGACCUCAGAGUCCCACUGUCUUGCAGACAGGUAGCUUUUUAGAAACCAAGUCUAGCCCACAACAGACCAGCAGACCACACCAGUUUUAUUAAGCACCUUCUGAAAAUAAGGCAUGUGAAAACACAAAGAUGAUUCAGACAUGGUUUAGGGUGCUUCUCUACCUACCUCCACAAAAAAAAAAAGAAAAA
This is a messenger RNA of Trichechus manatus latirostris (Florida manatee), 3201 nucleotides long. It is a transcript of the gene VPS37A, whose product is annotated as VPS37A subunit of ESCRT-I. Gene Ontology annotation, biological process: ubiquitin-dependent protein catabolic process via the multivesicular body sorting pathway; protein targeting to membrane; protein targeting to vacuole. The record is from RefSeq and is a predicted model, not a curated record. The transcript has 12 exons. Gene Ontology annotation, cellular component: ESCRT I complex. Lineage: Eukaryota; Metazoa; Chordata; Mammalia; Sirenia; Trichechidae. The coding region runs from base 271 to 1461 and encodes 396 amino acids.